CCCAUAUUAAGCCGAAGUCCCAUGCAAAUCCACUCUUAGUGCAACUCCGCAGUGCUAACCGUACGGGUCUCUCUUGGUCUCCGGCAAACACGAUGACGCCCAAUCCGCUGCCGAUACCGUGUCUGGAGAAGGUGCCCGAAGUGUACGACGACGACCACGAGCAACCGGAAGGUCCGGCCACCAUCGGCAAAACGCUCGAGACGCUUCGCGAGGAUGGUUCGAUGGUGAAGCAAAACUUAGCCCUGCUGCGCGACUGGAUCGCCAAGCAUCCGCACAUCCGGCGGUGCCGCACGGAUGCACGCUUUCUGUUGCGGUUUCUGCGCGCCAAGAAACACUCCUUCCUGGCGGCGUCCCAAACGCUCGAGCGAUAUCUGGCCGCCCGUACGCUGCAUCCCAGCUGGUUCCAGCGGCUGGACAUCCGCGACCCGGAGCUGGCCGACCUGGCCGACAUCGGGUUCCUGUACGCGCUGAAGGAGCGCGACGCGGACGGAUGUCUGAUGGCGCUGUGCGACUGGGGUCUGCUGGACCCGAAGCGGUACACGGUGGACCACAGCAACCGUAUGCACGCACUGUGGCUCGAGGCGUACGGGGAGGAUGUGCUGGCCCAGUGUGCCGGCGCGGUGGUCAUCUUUGACAUGCAGCACGUGCAGCUCGCCCACCAUAGCGUGGUGUCGCUGAGCGUGUUGCGGCAGGUGGCCCAUUACGUCAACAAUGCGGUACCGAUCCGCUGCAAGGCACUGCACGCCGUCAACGUGCCGGCCGGCGCGCUGUGGAUUGUGAACGGAAUGCUGGGAUUUCUGAACGAAAAGAUUCGCAACCGUUGCAGCUUGUCUCGCGAUUACGAUGAACUGGCAGAAAAGAUCGAUCGGAGCUUGCUGCCGAAGGAGCACGGAGGCAAAGAACCAAAGACGGAACAUAUGCGUGCGUUCCGCGAGCGGUGUGAGCGCUACCGCGAUCGGAUGCUUGCGCUGGACGAGAUGGAGAUCGACCUUGACCAUAAUGAACCAUACUCGCGGCACGCCAUGCUGGACGACAUUGAAGGUGGAGCAGUCGGUAGCUUCCGCAAGCUGGAGCUCGACUGAAUCGUCACGCGUAUGCAAAUUCUCUAUCACUUCUGAAAUUAGGCAGAGGAGUUCACGCAAGGCAUAACCGGUAUGCAGCUUAGAAAUGGAGAGCAAUAAAAUGCGUCUAUCCACGAUCA
Messenger RNA from Anopheles gambiae (African malaria mosquito), 1201 nucleotides. Its product is annotated as alpha-tocopherol transfer protein-like. The record is from RefSeq and is a predicted model, not a curated record. Bases 93 to 1082 code for a protein of 329 amino acids. The transcript is spliced from 2 exons. Gene Ontology annotation, molecular function: phosphatidylinositol bisphosphate binding. Gene Ontology annotation, cellular component: membrane. Lineage: Eukaryota; Metazoa; Arthropoda; Insecta; Diptera; Culicidae.